Messenger RNA from Linum tenue, 1589 nucleotides. Lineage: Eukaryota; Viridiplantae; Streptophyta; Magnoliopsida; Malpighiales; Linaceae. The record is from the annotation of a GenBank genome assembly.
AUGGCUAUGGUUGAGAACAAGUCACCGACUGACAACUCCAACAACAGAGUGUGGGGUUUCCUCAGGCUGCCCUUCCGAGCUACCACCGGGAAUGCGACGCCGUCCCCUUCGUCCUCGUCGCAGCUUCACCACAGCCACCACAACAACUACCAGCACGGCCAGAAUAACGCCCCCGUGGAAGGAUCUAAUCCUCACCCUCCCAAUUCGGUCUCUUCCGUCGCCAAAUCGCUGCUCCCCACGCGCCGCCGCCUCAAGCUCGAUCCGGCCUCCAAGCUCUACUUCCCUUGUGAGCUUAUUCUCGAUCUCUCCCGCACUGUCUAUGAACCCGGGAAGCAGGUGAGGAGUGCCAUCAAGAUUAAGAACAGUAGCAAAUCCCAUGUAGCGUUCAAGUUUCAAACAACUGCGCCGAAGAGUUGUUUCAUGCGCCCACCUGGGGCUGUUCUUGCUCCUGGGGAGAGUAUCAUAGCUACUGUUUUCAAGUUCGUCGAGCACCCAGAAAACAAUGAGAAACCAAUGGACCAGAAGAGCAGGGUUAAGUUCAAAAUUAUGAGCUUGAAGGUGAAAGGGCCAAUGGACUAUGUGCCUGAGCUGUUUGAUGAGCAGAAGGACCAGGUAGCAAUAGAGCAGAUAUUACGCGUUAUUUUUCUAGACCCAGAGCGCUCAACCCCUUCUUUGGAGAAGUUGAAGCGCCAAUUAGCGGAGGCUGAUGCUGCAGUGGAAGCCCGGAAGAAACCCCCGGAGGAUGCAGGUCCAAGAAUCAUAGGCGAAGGACUCGUGAUUGAUGAAUGGAAAGAGCGAAGGGAAAGAUACCUUGCUCGACAGCAGGGUGAAGCGGUAGACUCGGUAUAGACGAAACUAAUGAGCAUCGAGCUUUUGUUAUUCACGGCUUGAGUAGCAUGGAAAAUUGAUUGAUGUCGGUAUGUUCCUCGUCUACUCCAUUGUACCAUAUAGGAAGAGGAGAAAAAAGCUCUUGAGAAUGUCUCCAUGUAAAGAAAAGAUAUGCAUUGUUGUUGUAAGGUUGAUUUGUUUUGUUGAUUUUUGAGUGUUAGAAGAACCCCUUGUUGUAUGUCUUUCACCAUUCAGCUCUGCCUGUAGAUAAAAUUAUAAUUUUGAUUUGGCCUGCCUGCUUCUAUAACCUGAAAUUAUGAACUGGUCUCAUGUUGGGUUGUAAUGCUCCUAAUUUGAUGAAUUACUAGCUGUUUUUCACAGAGAAAGGAAAGCCGGCUCUUCCUGAUCUGACGUUGCCGGGAAAGAGACGAGCGAGUCUUCCUCCAAGAACUGGUUCUCUUUAAUAAGUUCUGAAGAACUUUAUUUCAGUCAAGGGGCACUACAGAAUUGAGUUGCUCCCUUUAUUCACCUCUGCUAAUCAGCAGAAUUUGGCAGGAAAAUCUUAACCACCGACUAACAAAGGAUUAAUAUUGAACUAUGAGGUGGGCAAUGUUUAGAUCUGUAUAUGGAAAAAGAAGCUGAUUCAAAGAUGGGAUCAACCGAAUCGCGAACUAAAUGCGCUUCUAAUCCAACUUAAAUCGUCAUUUCGCUUUCAUAUUUGCUCCGAUUCAUUCUCGAUUUGAUUCUGGACCAAACAAAUC